Molecule: messenger RNA, 930 nt
Organism: Brassica oleracea var. oleracea
Lineage: Eukaryota; Viridiplantae; Streptophyta; Magnoliopsida; Brassicales; Brassicaceae
Exons: 1
Coding region: 28-930 (300 amino acids)
Source: RefSeq, a predicted model, not a curated record
CACAAAAGAUCAAACAAGAACCGAAAAAUGGAAGCACGAGCCACAACAUUUUAUGCCCUCUUACUAACAUCCUUCCAACUCCUCCUAACAUGUCACGUAACAUUCGCCGCCGGAGGAAAAUGGGAUCCCCUCCUCUCCAACGUCGGAAUCUCCGCUAUGCACAUGCAGCUCCUCUCCAACGACCGCGUCGUGAUGUUCGACCGAACCAACUUCGGACCAUCAAACAUCUCUCUCCCCAACGGUAACUGCCGUAACAACCCACAAGACGCCGUCUCCAAGAUCGACUGCACAGCUCACUCCAUCGAAUACAACGUUGAAUCAAACACCAUCCGUCCAUUAACUGUACAAUCCAACACAUGGUGCUCCUCCGGUUCUCUUAGAUCGGACGGCGUUCUUGUACAAACCGGUGGAGACCGGGACGGCGAGUUAAAAGCGAGAACAUUCUCUCCUUGUGAUGACAAUGAGUGCGACUGGGUCGAGAUUAACAAUGGCUUAGCAAGGAGGAGAUGGUACUCUUCUAAUCAUAUUCUUCCCGACGGUAAACAAAUCAUUAUCGGAGGUCAAAGACAGUUCAGCUACGAGUUCUUCCCCAAAACGACAUCUCCUAACGUUAUCGACUUGCCGUUUUUGGCCGAGACUAAUGAUAGAGGAGAAGAGAAUAAUCUUUAUCCUUACGUCUUUCUCAACACCGAUGGAAAUCUAUUUAUAUUCGCUAACAACCGAGCGAUACUACUCGACUAUGUUAAUAACAAAGUGGCGAAAACUUAUCCGGCGAUUCCCGGCGGUGAUCCUAGGAGUUACCCUAGCACUGGCUCUGCCGUGUUAUUACCGUUAAAGAAUCUUGAAGCGGACAAGAUUGACGCGGAAGUACUGGUGUGUGGAGGUGCACCGAAAGGAUCAUUCAUCCUCGCUUUUUUUUUUUUUGAAUGA